Messenger RNA from Trichomonas vaginalis G3, 819 nucleotides. Its product is annotated as DNA/RNA polymerases family. The record is from RefSeq and is a predicted model, not a curated record. NCBI's taxonomy places the organism in Eukaryota, Parabasalia, Trichomonadida, Trichomonadidae. The transcript has a single exon. The annotation marks the transcript as partial.
AUGAGGUUGCAAGAACUUCAAGAUGCUAUAAACAAACUCCCAUUGAGACAUCCAAUCGACGUCAAAUUGUAUUGGAGAGCAUCAGAGUUAGGUCAGAAGGUUUUAUAUGAAACAGGUUGCUUCGACGAUGUUUAUGAGAUAACAGGAGAAGUUUCUCAGAAGAUAAGAGACUCGCUUGAAUUUCCAAAAACUGGUCCGAUUGGAUGCGAUAAGUUCGACUCAGAUGAAAAAAUAUACUAUGUCGACCUUAACGCCGCAUACAUGAGGUUCGUCCAAUAUAUCCCGACUGGAAUUCCAAACGAAGAUGGUGAGUUCCCAGGAAGGAACUAUACAGUUGGAAAAGUCAUACAACAACUGUAUGAUAUUAGGAAAGCUUCAAACCCCAAACUUGCAAUGACAUUAAAAUUGCUUAUGAAUUCGACAUGGGGGUAUUCCAUUAAAAAACCUCAAGAGAUGAAGAGUAAACAUUAUGAGAAGGUCGACAACUUUGUUGAAAGGUUUUCUCCUUUUGUUUUGAAAUACGAAUUUACCGAAGGUGAAAGUGGCUUAGUAACCACAUUAAAACCUAUUGUCGAACAUUGGUCUUACCCUCAGUUCGCAAAAGCAGUCCUUGACGAGUACAACAAAUUCUUCUCCGAAGUCAAAUCCAAAGUCAAGGUUUACUAUGAGAACAUCGACGCACUCAUGACGAACGAAGAAGGCUAUAACAAACUCAUUGAAAUGGGUAUGGUCGGUGAGAAGAUGGGUCAAUUCAAAUUGGACAAAAUUUUCACCGAAGUUCAUGUCCUCUCCAAGCGAAAGUACUGGGCUGUUAAAGAA